Molecule: messenger RNA, 534 nt
Organism: Paramuricea clavata
Lineage: Eukaryota; Metazoa; Cnidaria; Anthozoa; Malacalcyonacea; Plexauridae
Source: the annotation of a GenBank genome assembly
AUGGCAGCAAGACCUAGACGACAACGUGUGAGUUUGGAGAAUAGAGAGUGCCUGAUAAGAGCAUUCAAUGAUCCAGCCCAAGAUUAUCUUUCUGUUGCUGAUACCAUCGGCGUUAACCGCUCGACAGCGAGAGGGAUAGUCAGACGACAUUUGCAAGAAGGACAGAUAGCUGAAAGACCACGAGGCGGCCCCAACCACAGGAAAGUUGAUGAUGAAAUGAAGCAAUGCAUUGAAGAAAUUCUGAACGAGAACCCUGCUCUCACUCUUGAUGGCAUAAACCGAUUGCUUCAGGAAAGAUUGCCUGAUAAGCCCCGAAUACAUUCACGGACAGUUGGAAAGGUAUUGAAUGGUAUGCUAUACACAUUCAAACUUGUUCGGCGAUGCCCUGCAGAAAGAAACAGACCUGACGUUAUCCAAAACAGACACGAUUAUGCAGCCUGGUUUUUGGGAGAAGCGAUCCAGAGGCAAAUCGUGUUUAUUGACGAAUGCGGUUUUAAUGUCUGGACGGCGAGGAGUCAAGGCAGAGCCCUUUGA